GAAACACCAGAAAGUAUAUUGUCUCAGAUAAGGGGUUAUCCGAGGUCUGGGGAAGUAUGGGGUACUCCGUGCGAUGCCACUCUAGACUUUUCCUUUGCUCCUCUCUGGCGGGCAGACUCCAAGUCGAGUGACCGGUGUCCUGCGGAAAUCACGUCCUAGCUAUGUUCGAGUGCGGCACCUGCCACAAGUCGUAUGCCACUCAGAGCUCCCUGACGCGUCACGCGCACAACCACGAGUCUGGGAGGCGACAUACGUGUGCAGUAUGUGACAUAUCCUUUCGAAGGAGAGAUCUCUUGGCGAGACACGAAAAAAUCCACGAUACAGGACACGACGAUGUCGAAGGUGAACGUCGAAGGUGUCACACGGCUUGUGAAGCUUGUCGCAAGAACCGCGUCAAGUGCGACGGUCAACAACCUUGUGGUUCUUGUUCACGUACACAGUCGACAUGUUCUUUCCAAAGGCCAGCGCGUCGUAUAAGUCGUAAAGCUCACCAGGAACUAUCGUCGGACGAUGGAGAUGACGAGAGCGGUGGACAGAGGCUCACUGAGCAUCAUGGGAACGCCGGAUAUGCUCAUGGUCAGGCAGGAGAGCUGCAAGUAUCUCCAAUGCUGCUUGGGACCAACACCUUUGCAGCUGAACAAUCCUCGAUGACUCAGGGCUCAUUGGAAGCUGGCUCACUGGGUCAAAUUCAGCCGAGCUUGGAAGAUCAUGAAUUCGCAAAUAUCCUAGCAUCCAUGCACCAUGCGACAGAUGCGGAACUUGAAUCAGUUCCCGAACUAUGGCCACCGACAAUCAACUGGCCAUGGGCACAUGAACAGCUGUAUCUACGCGACGGACCUGAUUAUGGUCCCUACGGUGUGGCUGAUCUUGACGGGCUUCAGUUAUCGGUUGACUCCAUGGCUUCUCAGCACGUAGAUAUGAUAGGCGCAGGUAACGCUACGGAGCAGGGCAGCGGUGGCAACACGAUAGAUGAAAGUCUACUAGCGAUCAGUCCAAUAUCAAUGACGCCGACUCGAGUCAUCGAUAGCAUUGUCCGGGAGGCCGUCGAAGUUGCCAGAGACAACUCUCGAUGGGCUGAAUUUUGGAACUCUGCUUCGAAUCAAAUCAGCGUUGCUUUCAACAUAUCAGCUGCGCCGGAGGUACCUCAAGGCGUGAACGUCCUGGAACACUUCAGCAACAUAUAUCUUGAACAGUUUCAACCACUGUGGCCAUUAUUAUGGCAGCCUGGACUAGAGCUCGACAAAUUACACCCGCUAUUAUUGCUCACUAUCACCUCGAUCGGAGCAUUGUAUUCAGGAGUUACUUCUUCAAGGUAUGGCUCUCUAUUACACGAGAAAAUGCGCGAAGUUCUUCUCGUGUCGCCUCCUCGCACCGAUCAGACAGAUCAAGAGAAUCUAGACCUUGGGAGAGCCAUGUUAUUGACCCAAGUCGCCGCAAUAUAUUUCGAGCAGCAGCAUGCUUUCUCAGCAGCGCAAAGACUUGGCGCGUUGCUCAACGCCCACGCUCAAAAGAUGCGGUUGUUCAGCUACCGAUCUCGUCGAGGGAUGCCGACGCCCCUGGACCUGACACAGGCCAACAACGUCUCUGCAAUACAAUGGCACAAGCAGUGGGUCUUCGCCGAGGGCUGCAAGCGGCUAGCCUACGGAGUAGUACGCGGCGAAGUGUUUAUGAGUGUCCUAUUGGACUCGAAGCCCCUCGCAUCAUAUGAGGAGGUGGACCUCGAGCUUCCCUAUUCGGACACGUUAUGGACCACCAAACGGCAAUUCGCGCGUGAAUAUAUCAGUGCUGUCGGCCGAGAGCAUAGUCUUUGUCGGGGCAUGAUCUUUUCAGAUCUCGUCAGGGUUGCUCUUGAUCCAAAUGAGGUUCUACCACUGCUACAGCCUUUAGAGCAUGAGCUCCUACUCUAUGGAUUGCAGUACUCUGUGUGGCGAUUCAGUCACGAUCCGAGUAUGUUCAAGCGUCUGACCGGUCACGAUGCGACCAAAGAGUCAGCCCCAACCACGUCUGACUUUGAGUCCGCUGGUCUGGAUCAUGAUCACUUAGUUGACCGAGAUCAUCUAGACUAUUCGACAAGGAAGAUGCGAGAUCUCUUGCGAGAGCGACAAAACGUCAUCUGUGCUUUGAGAAAAUGGAAAGACAUGGUCGCGAGCAGUCAGAUGUCUAAUCAAUACGGACAUAACCGCACGACCUACCUUAGUGGACUCAUGCUGUUUCAUCUAAGCUUUUUGCGGCUACACGCCCCCGUUGGACUCAUUCAAGAGGUGGUGUAUCACAACGGCAGUCCGUCUGAAGCAGUGAAAGUUUCGAUCCAAACUAUAGCAGAUUGGUCUCGUACUAACGAAGCACUUGUGGCGAUCAAGCACGCAUGUUCGAUGUGGACAUUGAUCGAAAAAGAGACAUCGCGUAAGGCUCUUCCGCAAGCGCGCUACACUAUCCUUACUGUCAUUGCCGUCUACCAAGCAGCUACCGUGAUCUGGGCCAUGGCCGGUGCUUGUGACACUUCCAGGCACUCGCUGAACAUGAUGGGUUCUUCCAAGCAGAUCGACAAAGACAAGGUCGAGCUCUCAAAAUCCAACAUCUCUAAUCUGAUGCAAUCUUUUGCGGAAUUAUUCCCGGACAUGACAUCAACCUGGGGUACACAAUCCUCGUUCUCGAAGAUGGUGUUGGAACUGGCGACAAGAACUCUCAUCUGAUGACCGAAGGCUUUCCUCAAGAAAGUUUGUUGUAUCCUACAUGUGCUUCAUGACCGACGAAUUCAUCUGAUUUACUCAAAC
Molecule: messenger RNA, 2774 nt
Organism: Aureobasidium subglaciale EXF-2481
Lineage: Eukaryota; Fungi; Ascomycota; Dothideomycetes; Dothideales; Saccotheciaceae
Exons: 2
Coding region: 162-2693 (843 amino acids)
Biological process (GO): DNA-templated transcription; regulation of DNA-templated transcription
Molecular function (GO): DNA binding; zinc ion binding; DNA-binding transcription factor activity, RNA polymerase II-specific
Source: RefSeq, a predicted model, not a curated record